UCGUGAAUAUUCACGUGUUCGCCGUUAGCCAUUCACGUCGUUGUUUGAUGUCUCAGAACGUUUGUUUUUAUAGUUUUAUUACUUUGUUAGUUCUUUAUUAAUUUUUAAAUAAAAAUGGGAAGAAAAGCAAAAUUUGGUGAACCUGGAGCGGUAAAACAACUUAAAGGUCCUGGUCGUAAAGCCAAAAAACAAAAGCCACCUAAAAUGCUGCCUGGACUUCCGAAACUAGAAGAAAGUGAUGAACCUAAGAAACUGAGUCAUCGUCAAAAACAACGUGCCUCUAGAAGAGCAAAGAAAAAGGAAGAAAGAAAAACAAUUAAAAAAGAAAAGAAACAGACGACUAAACAAAUUGUUGAGCCUAAAAGUGACAAUGAGAAGUCGCUGGGUAUCAAAAAUGAAAUUAUCAAAGAAUAUUCAGACAGUAAUAGUAGUUGGCUAAAAUCCAAGAAAUCUAAGCCUCUAAUUCCUGAAAAAGAUGAUGAUGUUGAAAGUUAUGAUAGUAACUCAGACAUUGACGAUGAAGAAAGUGAGGAGCAAAAUGGAUUGGAAAGCUUUGAUGAGGACGUGGAAUCUGACGAUGACUACUUGACAGGUACAUUGGAUGAUGUCGAUAGUUCAAACGAAUCUGGAAUUGAAGAUACUGUUCCCAAAAAAAAGGGAAAAUCCUUAAAAAAAAGAAAAGCUGAUGAUGAAGAUGAUUUAUUACCAAUUGAAAAAGCUGCAAAGAAAUUGAAGAUUGCUAAGAAAAAAGAAGAAACCGAAGCUGAUGAAGAAAUGAAAAUGCAAAUGAAUGUUGCUAGCCAGGACAUAUUUGUAUUUCCUGCCGAAGACAAAAUUGAUGAAACUAUUCCUAUUCCAGAAGUAGAACAAAGAAUAAAAGACAUAUUAUUAGUGUUAUCAAAUUUUAACAAAUUUCGUGAAGCAAAUCGAAGUCGACAAGAAUACACAGAACUAUUGUUGAAAGAUUUAUGUACCUAUUUUAGUUAUAACAAAUUUUUAAUGGAAAAAAUAAUGCAUUUGUUUCCACUGGAUGAUUUAAUGGCAUUUUUAGAGGCUAGUGAAACACCCCGGCCAGUAACUAUUAGAACCAACAGUUUGAAAACUAGGCGUCGUGACUUAGCACAAGCCUUAAUUAAUCGUGGAGUCAAUUUGGAUCCCAUUGGGAAUUGGUCUAAAGUUGGUCUUGUUGUUUAUAAUUCAACCGUACCUAUUGGUGCAACUCCUGAGUACUUGGCAGGCCAUUAUAUGCUACAGGCUGCCUCUAGUAUGUUACCAGUGAUGGCUUUGGCUCCUCAAGAAAAUGAAUUUAUCCUUGACAUGUGUGCAGCUCCUGGUGGUAAAGCUUCACAUAUUGCUGCUAUCAUGAAAAAUACCGGAGUAUUAAUUGCAAAUGAUGUUAACAAAAAUAGAGCAAAAGCUGUUAUUGGUAAUUUUCACAGAAUGGGAAUUGCUAAUUCCGUUAUAUCAACAUAUGAUGGUAGACAGAUAUCUAAGAUUUAUAAAAACUUUGAUAGAGUAUUGCUAGAUGCACCUUGUACUGGAACUGGAGUUAUCAGCAAGGAUUCUGGUGUCAAAAUGAGUAAAGAUGAAACCGAUUUGCAAAGAUGUUUUACACUUCAACGUGAACUUUUAUUAGCUGCCAUCGAUUCAUUAAACUUUAAAAGUUCAACAGGCGGUUAUUUAGUAUACUCUACGUGUUCCAUUUUAGCUGAAGAAAACGAAUGUGUCAUCGAUUAUGCUCUAAAAAAGAGAGAUGUUAAAUUAGUGGACACCGGUUUAAGUUUUGGUACCGAAGGCUUCACUAAUCUACGUCAACAUAGAUUUCAUCCUACAAUGAAACUUACUAGACGUUUUUACCCUCAUACACACAAUAUGGAUGGUUUUUUUGUUGCAAAACUUAAAAAAUUCUCAAAUGUCAUUCCUCAAAGUGAACAUACCGAUGAUGAAGAUAACGAAGAAAAUGAAGUUAAUGAAACAAAUGGUAUAGAAGAAACGGACCAAACAGAAGUCAAAGAUAAAGAAAUAGUUGCAGCUGCUGAAGAAAAAUCACUAACAAAUAAAAAACGACCCAAACACGGCCGUGGUAAAAAUAGAAAUUAAUGUUUUGUACAAUUUAUCUUUGAUAACAUUUUUUUUCUAUUUAAUGUAUCAAUGCUCUAAGACCUUUUACAACAUAUUUUAAAAAAACCGACGCUAAUUAUUUGGUUUAACUAUUACAACUAUUUUAAUGCCUUCAA
Adelges cooleyi (spruce gall adelgid) is the source of this 2237-nucleotide messenger RNA. Its product is annotated as probable 28S rRNA (cytosine(4447)-C(5))-methyltransferase. The record is from RefSeq and is a predicted model, not a curated record. Gene Ontology annotation, cellular component: nucleolus. Lineage: Eukaryota; Metazoa; Arthropoda; Insecta; Hemiptera; Adelgidae. Gene Ontology annotation, molecular function: RNA binding; rRNA (cytosine-C5-)-methyltransferase activity. Gene Ontology annotation, biological process: rRNA base methylation; maturation of LSU-rRNA. The transcript is spliced from 14 exons. Bases 115 to 2100 code for a protein of 661 amino acids.